This is a messenger RNA of Siniperca chuatsi (mandarin fish), 2047 nucleotides long. Its product is annotated as ectonucleoside triphosphate diphosphohydrolase 2-like. The record is from RefSeq and is a predicted model, not a curated record. The transcript has 10 exons. Bases 88 to 1773 code for a protein of 561 amino acids. Lineage: Eukaryota; Metazoa; Chordata; Actinopteri; Centrarchiformes; Sinipercidae. Gene Ontology annotation, molecular function: GDP phosphatase activity; UDP phosphatase activity. Gene Ontology annotation, biological process: nucleoside diphosphate catabolic process. Gene Ontology annotation, cellular component: plasma membrane.
UGAAGCUGGUAGCGGUAGCGUGCGUAUGUGUGCGCGUGGGUGCGUGCAGGAGGGAGAGGAAGCGAGACAUGUUACCAUGCGAAUGAUAUGUCAGAAGCUCAGACCAAACCCACAGCCGUCAACUAUGUAAUGCACGCCCUUUAUUUCUGUGUGCUUCCUUACUGGGCAUUAAAUGCUCACGCGCUUGUACGCAGAGCAUCCGAGCGCACAGGACCAGUAUCCAGUAUGGGUCUCCGGUACGCCCAAACCAUCCCUGCGUUUGUGCUGCUGAUACUGGCAAUAGUCGGGAUACUGCUGGUGGUCCUUCCGGCUAAAGAGAUUGAGAUGGCUCCUGAAAACAUGGUGUAUUCAGUGAACCUGUGUUAUCAGAGGUGCACUGAGUAUGGAAUCAUUCUGGAUGCAGGCUCAUCUCACACCUCCAUGUUCAUCUACAAAUGGCCGGCUGACAAACAAAAUGGCACUGGUAUUGUUACCCAGCACAGUGCGUGUCAUGCAAAAGGUGGAGGGAUAUCCAGCUAUGCAGGUGUUCGUGGUGGUGCUGCAAAAAGUCUUGAAGCCUGCCUGGAACAAGCUGUGAAGGAUAUCCCCAAAUCCAGGCACCAUCAAACUCCACUCUAUCUGGGUGCUACUGCAGGCAUGAGGCUCUUGAACAUAGUCAAUGCCACAGAGGCCCGGCAGUUACUGAAGGAAGUGGAAAACAAACUGCGGUCUUACCCUUUCAAAUUUAAAGAGGCAACCAUCCUGAGCGGACAGGAGGAGGGGGCGUAUGGUUGGGUCACAGCCAACUACUUACUUGAAAACUUUGUCAAGUAUGAUUUUGUCGGGCGUUGGCUGAAACCAGACAGAGAGACAAUUGGAGCUUUGGAUUUAGGCGGAGCUUCCACUCAGAUUACUUUUGAGACCUCGGAGAAGGUGGAGAACAAGGAUAAUGUGAUGGAGCUGAAGCUUUAUGGACAAACCUACAGACUAUACACCCAUAGCUUCCUGUGCUAUGGCCAAGAACAGUUCCUAAGGAAACUACUGGCUCAUCUUAUCACGAGUCAAGGUAUGAAUCCUCAAGUGAACCAUCCCUGCUAUCCACAACACUUCAACAUAUCUAUCAAGCUGGGGGAGGAUGUCUUUGAUUCUCCAUGUACUAAGAACUACAGACCAGCCCAGUUUAAUCCCCAGAUGUCUGUAUCUGUAGUGGGAACAGGAGAUUACCAGAACUGCCUGGACAACAUAAAAAAGAUGUUCUCCUUCGACAACUGCUCUUACUCCAAGUGCUCCUUUGAUGGAGUCUUCCAGCCCAGCGUAAGAGGAAGCUUCAUGGCAUUCGCUGCCUUCUUCUUCACUCACAGCUACAUCAACCGCCUCACCAACAUCCCCAUCACUUCCCCCAGUCGACUGAAGGAGGCAAUCCAACUCAUCUGCAACAUGACCAUCUCUGAGAUGACUGAAAAGACAAAGCAGCCAGAGAAAUACAUGAGGAAUGUGUGCGCCGUCUCCAACUAUGUCCAGGUCCUCUUAAUGCAGGGCUACGGUUUCAAUGAGCAGUCCCUUCAUUCCAUCUCUUUUCAGGAAAAGGCAGGAGGAGCAUCUGUAGGCUGGGCUUUGGGGUGCAUGUUGAGUCUGAGCAAUAUGGUACCAGCAGAGAGACUUGGACUGAUGAAGGCUCUGCCCUCAGGGCCCUGGGCUGGCAUUUUCUUCCUCUUCAUAACCUUUCUCCCCCUUGCAUUGGUAUACCUACUGAUGAUCUACAGAAACACAAGAACUAAAGAAGGCAUGGUGUAAGAGUGGGUGACACACCUCACAGUCCAAUUCAUAUUUCUCUUAGAGUAUGCAUAAAUCUGUCUAAAACUCUCAGUCUCAGUUUUGAAAAACAUUGCAAGUACAUUUUAGAUUUUUUUUGUUGCUCUUUAUUCUGUGUGUAUAUGUAAGUGAAAUCAACAAAGCAGUAAAAGGUGUCCUAUUUUCUUUGCAAAUCCACAAAUUUUCUGCUUGCUUCUGGAGACUCAGGUCAGUGUGUGUAAAAUUAAACUACAGAAUAAACCAUGUUUUCUAUAAA